AUGGGCUCAACUGUGAUAGCUAUUCCCGAUGGAGAGGCUGUUGCUCCAGUUGCCAAAGAUAAGAAGAAGUUUCAAGAAUCUCUUCGUCCUGUAAUUUCCUUCCUUAGGGAAAAGAAAAAUAAACAUGAUAAGGAAAAAGUCAUUCAUAGUAUCAAAGUUGGUAUUGCUCUUGUUCUGGUUUCUCUACUCUAUCUCCUUGAUCCUCUCUACGAGCAAGUUGGAGAGAACGCCAUGUGGGCUAUAAUGACUGUUGUUGUCGUCUUUGAGUUCUUCGCAGGUGCGACACUAAGCAAAGGCUUAAAUCGUGGAUUGGGAACUAUCUUAGGAGGUGGACUGGGAUAUUUAGCAGCAGCUUUUGCUCAUGAAGUUGGUGGAGUUGGCAACGCCGUUGUAGUUGGCACUUUUGUAUUCAUAUUUGGUGCAGCAGCAACAUACUCCCGAUUGGUUCCAAGAAUAAAGAAAAGAUAUGACUAUGGAGCAACGAUUUUCAUCCUAACCUUCAAUUUGGUAGUGGUCUCCGCUAUACGAGUUGAUGAAGUCCUAAAAUUAGCUCGUGAACGUCUUACAACAAUUGUUAUGGGCUUUUCUGCCUGCAUUUUCACAAGCUUACUCGUUUUCCCCAUCUGGGCUAGUGAUGAACUUCAUGACUCAGUAGCAUCCAAAUUUGAAGACCUUGCUAGUUCUAUUGAAGGAUGCUUCAAGGUGUACUUCAGAUUAGUAAAUGAGAAGGAGAACCAACCCAGUUUUACUUUCAGCUGUUGCAAAUCAGUGCUCUAUUCAAAGUCAGAGGAGUCGUCACUGGCCAAUUUUGCAAGAUGGGAACCAUGGCAUGGGAAAUUCGGGUUUUCCUACCCUUGGGGAAAAUAUCUUAAGAUUGGAGAAAAUCUUAGGGAUGUCGCUGCAACAAUCCUUUCAUUUAAAGGAUGUCUUCAAUCUGACAGACAGACCACACAAACUCCAAGAGAACUAAUCAAAGAACAGUGUGAAGAUGUUGGGUCAUCCCUUGCACGGACCCUAAGAGAGCUUGGAGAUAGCAUUAAGAAAAUGAGAAGAUACCAAACAGUUACUUCAAUAAUGCCAGAGUUGAAAUCAAUGAGACAAGAGCUAAGUCUCGUCAUGUCUCCUUCUAUACUGGGACAACUGGAGAAUGCUGAUAGACUUGAAAUAGCAAGUUUUUUGUUCACAUUGACGGUGAUGGUAGACCAGGUGGAAGAAUUAACAAAGGAGGUCCAAGAACUUGGGGAACUUGCUCGUUUCCAUGUUUAA
Mangifera indica (mango) is the source of this 1266-nucleotide messenger RNA. Its product is annotated as aluminum-activated malate transporter 12-like. Gene Ontology annotation, cellular component: plant-type vacuole membrane. The coding region runs from base 1 to 1266 and encodes 421 amino acids. The record is from RefSeq and is a predicted model, not a curated record. Gene Ontology annotation, biological process: malate transport. Lineage: Eukaryota; Viridiplantae; Streptophyta; Magnoliopsida; Sapindales; Anacardiaceae. The transcript has 6 exons.